Messenger RNA from Bombyx mori (domestic silkworm), 4418 nucleotides. RefSeq lists its product as uncharacterized. Gene Ontology annotation, cellular component: plasma membrane. The transcript has 14 exons. Lineage: Eukaryota; Metazoa; Arthropoda; Insecta; Lepidoptera; Bombycidae. The record is from RefSeq and is a predicted model, not a curated record. The coding region runs from base 468 to 2846 and encodes 792 amino acids.
UCGCCGGUUACCAGUGCUGUGCGAUCAGCCUCGGCGCGUGGUACAUGCGCUCAUAAUGUUCUUCGCUAACACUAAGACUUGUUUAUCGCUAAUUGUACAAACAUGCAAGUUUAUUUUCGGUGACGUUGUGUGAAAUUGAUUUAUGGAAAUAAUGUAUUGGUGGAAAAUCGGUACUGCCUUUUGUUCCUCACAUGUUACACAGGUGAAUUAUGUAGAGAGAUAAUUUUGCUUAAAAAACAUAAAUUGAGUUAAACAGAACAUGUGUGAUGAUAACCAUAACAUAAUAUGUGAAUACAACGGGAAACGGAUAAAGUGUUCCGCACACUUAUUCAUAAUAGUAAAUAUAGAUUUCCUUACAAAUGUAACGAUGGUGUAAUAGAGUUUCAUUGUGAUGAUAUGUUUUGUGGUAUUAAAGAUGAAGUUCUUAAAUAUACUCGAGUGAAUGUGCGAACCUUAAGGGUGUAGAAAUGGAGGGUGCGAUCUUAAGUGUGUCUGGUAACAACAGCAGGUUCAGGACCCAUUUAAAGAAUGCAGCGAGUGCAAUAUGCGCAAGAACUUUGCCGAAGCAAAGACGUACUACAGAUGCCAGUACGACGAGUGACUCCCGACAUCACACGUAUCCGCGCAUCACGCCUCCUAAGCGAACGGCAAUCACGUGUCGCAUGGAAUCCGUUAUGUGUCCAGCGCCGCCAUGUGUCGCCGCGACGUUCGAGCAGUCGGAUCCACCUCGGGACAUCAUCGAUGCUCACAAGUCGAAUAAGCAAAAUGGAAUGAUCAAAUUGAAAGGCACUUUGGCAAGGGAGGUUGCGAGCGCUUGGGAGUGCCGCGUGGGGCCUCCCGAUCAUCCAGCAUCUGCCGAUCGCAUCCAGAGCCUAUUCAACGACAUCGAAUUGUAUCCCACUAAGACACAGGUAUUCGAGAUGCUGGUAUGCGCACGACAGUGUGCGCGUCGCAAAUCGCUCACUCUCACAUUCGGAGAAUUCUGCGUGUUUGCAGCUGAGCUACGCCGGUGCUCAAGGCAAGCGAGGCAGGUGUCCAGCAAGCCGGAAUCACCUCAAUGGAACAUUGAAAAGGAACUCGUCGAGCUGAGGGAUAAAGAUGCGAUAUGUAAACACGUGAACGGUAGCGAGCCGUCGCCUCCGCCAUGCGAAGUAUUCCUCGGCGGUUCCUGCAACCCGACUACUUGGAGAUCGGACAUUGCUAUUCCGAUGCUAAAGAAGAUGGGAAUAACGUAUUUCAAUCCGCAAGUGGAAGAUUGGUCCACGGAGCUAAUAGAGGUCGAGCAUCGCGCUAAAGCGGCGGCUCGAGCACUUCUCUUCGUUUUGGACAGCGAGACGAGAGCGGUCGCCGCCAGCGUCGAGGCCGCGCACCUCGCAGCUGCACCGCGCGACUUGCUGCUCGUACUGCGCCCGUAUACCCGCCGACAGAACAUCGGCAACGAGACGAUAUCUGAUCACGAGUACGUGGAGUUGUCGCGAGCGAGAGCCACUUUGCAAGAAGCGGUGGAACGUCGCGGUCUGCCCGCGUUCACCGACAUCCCGGCCGCGUUAAAGUGCGCCGGGACCGUGCUGCGCGGAGCUAGGACGCACCCGCGACAGUCGCUCGGUCACACGAUCCUUCGGUUGAAACGCGCCUACGAUGCAGCCGGUGGGCGAAACGGUCGGUUACCUCGCACCAGAGCGAUCGACGCCCUCAAGGAAGUGACGAGAACGUCGAAAGAGAACGCGGAACGGAGCCUGCCCGCCGCAGACUUUGUCGACUUUGAAACGUUUUGCGCGGCCGUCGCCGAACUCGCAACCGACGCAGGUGUGUCAUCUCCGAGCGCGGAGAUGGCGGGCGCGGGCGUGGGGGCGCGGGUGCGGCGCGCGUUCCGUUCCCUCCGCGAGUUGUUCGCCCCCUCCCCAGCCGAAUGGCAAAAUCGGAACGGCACGGAGAGUUCUGAAGGUGGUGCAGAAACGAGAGGCGACCGUGGUGAAGCGCCCCGGGACAACACCGUGCGACACGUUUACAACGCCAGACUAAGAGCGUACGGGAGGAAGCUUGGACUUUUCAUUCCUAAGAAUGGCGGGAACAGGACAGGUAGAGAGAGCGCGGGCGCGGGCUCGGCGGAGAGCGGCGACAGCGUGUUCACGCCGGGCACCGAGCGACGCCUCGAGAGGCUGCCCGCCAUGCUCGGCGCGCCCACGCACGACGUCUACCUCUGCGGCACCUUCCCGAGCGACACAACGCGGCCGGAAGAAAUAUUACGGCGCGAAGGAGUCUCGUACGUGAUUCCGCGCGCGAACGAUUACACGCGCAUGUUCUCGUCGGCGGGACGACGUGCGGCGCCCGAGCCCGCAGAGUCGCCGCGCCGCGACAAGUACGCGCGCGCCGCCGGUGACGUCACACUGCGGGACCACGCCGGCGCCGACGUCACGCUGCGGGAUCGCACACUCGGUGACGUCACGCUGCGAGACCGCGCCACUACCGACCGCACAGACAGACUCAGCGCCUCUGACUACUAUACCGUCUCCGAGGAUGUCACGCCCCAACCCUUUAAAGGUACAUACGACGAGGAUCUGUUGCUGGGCUCGCGCGUGCUCGUGUUCUGCAUGAGCGCCGACGCGCCUUGCUUCGCGGCGAUGGUGCUGGCCGCGCACUACAUGGGGCUGCGGCCCGCCAACACCGUGCUCAUCGUUCAACCGAUGGACAGGAAGUCCGCGCCCGCUUACAGCGAAGCGGCGGUGAAGGACUACAAUCGCGGCCGACAUUACUUGUCGGAUCUGGCGCGGCGGGCGGGCGUGCCGGUGUUCGACAAUGUCGAAUCGGCGAUGGCUUGCGUCGUGGCUCGGCUGCGGGCCGCGUAGUCUACGCAACCACGAAUCGUUCGUGAGAAUUGAUUCAGUAAUAUAAAAAUACAAUAACAACAACAACUAUAAAAAAAAAAAGCUACGGAAAAACUAAGCAAGUUUUCUCCGGUCUACGGUAUACGCCGCUUCGAAUCGACAAUCGUCACAUCGUAUUGCGUUGGAACUUUAUUAGUCAGUUUCGGUUUCUCCCGAGCGAAUCUCACUUGCCGUAUUAUACCUGUUACAUUAUAUAGAAAAAGUUAUAUGAGGCGAUUGAAAAAAAAAAACAACGAAUAAUCAGUUUCAUACAACACAAGGCAGCCAACGUUCUGAUAGAAAAUAUUUUAGAUAUUUUAUAUCCUUCCUUUUUAAUUAAAUGUUAUAAUAGUGUUUUUUUAAUCGGUCUGUCCGAGAAAUGUAACAUUCCGACCUCAAGGAGCGGCCUACGAUCACAAAUACUUAAAUAAAGACAUCACAAUGUUACAAACAUCAUUUUAAAACGUAGUAAUGUUUUAUUCGCGUGGAAAAGAGUCUCAUAUGAGUGUACUUAUUAAUUUCAAGACGUUUAGCUUAGUACAAAAUAAUGUCUCUCUUUUAUUUCAUCACUCUCUAUUGUAUAAAUGUAAUUGUUUUAUAGAUUGUAAAUUUAAAGUGUUGUUCUAACGAAUAAUGCACGAAAGGGAAUGUAUGUGAGAGCGCAAAGGUUGUCUCAACGAGGAUAUAACAAAUCUCUGUGAUGAAUUUGCUUAGGAAAUUUUACUGUUUAGUUACACUUCAUUAUUUUAGCGAAUAGUAAAUAGUUUGCGUACGGUACACGUCGUGUACAAUAGUUGCGUAUGCAAUUCUAGUAAUCACAACGUUCGUCCUGAAUCUUAUGAAAGGAUUCAUAAUUAUACAUAAUGUCAAAGAGCACGGAGGUCAGAUGAUUCACUAUGGACGACAUUAGUUAAUUGUUUGAAAUGUACUUACAGUGGGUCUUAUUUGCUAUUCCUCUCGACGUAGAUCAUAAUUACUGGAAGAGAUAUUUCGUGGAAACGAUUUCGGACGACACAGCCGCAUGCAUGGAUAACUUUCGUAAAGUACAAAUAUCUUGCUCACGUAGCAAUUUUAAGAUUUAGUAUAUUAAAACGCGAAAUUUUUAAGUAAUGCAAACAUUUAAUAUAAAACUUAACAACCUUAUACUCAUUUUAUUUUGUAGUUUUAAAUAAAUGAUAAUGUUACAAAAAAAAAAUUAACUUACGUACUUUCUGGCGUAAUUAAUGCUUGCGAAAAAACAAUGAUUAUAAAGUUAGCUGUUAGUAUCCACUAUUCCAAACAUAACGUAUUAGUAGAAUAUUUAGGGUGAUUCAAUACUUGACCCACUGUUACUAAAAUAUUUCAUUUUUAUAAUAUAUUGUAUUAAAUUCAGCAAAUAUUAUUUGCUAGUCACACACCCAUUUAAUUAUUAUGUUUAAGUACUUUAUAAUGUUGAUUGAUAGUACAAAUAACUAAUUUAUAGGAAAAUAUUUCAAAUAUUAAUUAUAAUUUUAUGCCAUGUACGCUUAUUUUAAAACUAAAACAUCACACGUGUAAAUAUAAAAUUUAUAAUUA